UCCAUUCUCGAUAACAUUCGGAUCGUUAGGCAGUACCAAAUUCCAAGUAAAUUAUUUCUUGAAAACAUUUCAAAUUUCGUUACAAAUUGAAAACGACGCAAUGGUGUGGAAUGCGCUUUCUUUCUGGGAUGGUCAGCCGGUGACCUCGCCCGUUUAUCCCCAGAUGGGGGAUAUGAUGGACCCGAACACCUCCGGAUACCAGCGGACCCAUCAUCCUCAUUCCCAUCGCCAUCCCCAUCCCCAUACUCAUCCCCAUACUCAUCCUCAUCCCAUGUCCCAUCACAACCACUCCCACUCCCAGUCGCAUCAAAGCCCGAGUUGUUACCUGCGGAUGGACAUGGGCAUGGGCGACUUCCGGCAGAUGAGCUGUCCCAUGCCCAACUACAUCCCGCAGUUCCGGGAGCCCUGUUUGGACGACGGAGAGGCCUUCCGCGCCUACAACGGCAUGGACACGGACCAGGGCUACGCUGGCGGAGGACGACCUGGUGGUGGAUCCAGCUGCGGAUCCAGUUAUGGAGCCAACUAUGCAGCCGGGGCCAAGGGCGACUUCUGGUAGCGGUCGGCUCACCACUUCUUGGCGUUAUCUCAUCGAUUUUCUGUGCGUUUGGUCUUUGCAACUAUUAAAAUGUUUUCUGAAAGAGUGUU
Drosophila rhopaloa is the source of this 645-nucleotide messenger RNA. RefSeq names its product probable zinc transporter protein DDB_G0283629. Bases 101 to 556 code for a protein of 151 amino acids. The record is from RefSeq and is a predicted model, not a curated record. Lineage: Eukaryota; Metazoa; Arthropoda; Insecta; Diptera; Drosophilidae. The transcript has a single exon.